AUGGAAGUUGAUGCUUCACUUUUAAACGAUUCGGUUGACUCGAGCAACCGCGACCUCACAUUUGAUGGAUUCACUUUUACUUUCGCAGUCUCACCAGAACUGCGCCUACCUCCCUUACCUCCACAAAUGACGACCGAGUUAGUGGAGUUAUCUCGUAGGAAAGUUGCGUUGGAAGCGUCUAAUCGUCGACAGAGAAUAGUUAAAAGACUAUUCUGUCGUGAUAGUGAUGAUCCCUUGACACAAAAGAGGAGCAUUGGUGGAACGAGUUUAGGAGGACGCAAAGGGUUCGGAAGGGAGAGAUCCAAGUAUGUGAGAUGGAUAUCACUAGAGUCGUUUCCAAAUGAGAUUUUAAUCCAUAUAUGCGAGUUUUGUGAUACGUUAGAGGUGAUCGGACGUGUUAACAGAUUCUUCUACAAGUUAGUACGUAACAAAUUCGUUCUGGCUCGAUGGGGAAUACGUCAGUUGGGCCAUGCGCAAGCUCUUCGCGUGACUACAUCUUACAUGUGGCGAGACAGAGAUGACCACACAGGAGGGCUCGAACUUGUUAAAUACAUGAUUAAUAAUGGAGCUGACAUUUUGUGUGGGGACGAUGGGAUGUGGAUGUUAAAGUUAUUGGAACUAGGCAAGUACCAGCUCUUGGAGUCGGUCCUCAUGCACUACAAAGACAUUUUCUUCCCUGAAGAACCGAAGAAAAAUGAGAAUGAUAAACAGGACGACGAGAAUGGAGACGCACACACAGUUGACAUAGAUGAUAUUGACGAUCUUGACGAAGAGGACGAUUCAGAAACAGAAAUAGACGGAAUCAAGAAAUUUCUUCAAGAGUUGGCGCGUCGUGCCGUGUUCAAGGGUAAUGAAGCUGCCGCCAUUGUCUGUCUUUUAGUUGAUGGCGGAUACAAAUCACAUAAGACUCUUUCAAAGUUUAUCUCUUUGAAUAAUAAGAGCGUGAUCAAUUGCAUACUAAGGAAUCGGAAAGCAAGAAUAAGUCGGGAAGAGUGGAAACUUGCGUGCAAUUUCUUUAGAACUUAUUCAAGCCGCAACGGUGAUUUAGAUAUGAUUCGAUUAUUCAUAUACCAUCGAGUAUUCACCGUAGACGAGCACGGGCGAGUGCCCGAGUACCCGACAUUGCUCGAGGAGGCUAUUCGAUACCAGCAUAUUCACGUUGUGGAUUUUCUCAUACAACAUGGAAUAACAAGUAUAGAACAUCCAUUUGCUACGUUCAAGAGGUUGUUCAGAGCGCCGCCAAAGAAUGGGUACCAUAUGCUUUACCAUUUGCGAUUAAAAGGGUUGAUUUCAGUAAAGCCGCUUCCUGCAAAUUACGCUUUAAACAACUGUACAGAACGUGUGGAAUGGAUAGCAGAUAGACUGCGCGAUUACCCACAUAUGGGAAGUUUACUACGUUAUCUCUUACAACAAGGUGGUACGUGUAUGACCUGCAGCUGGGUCAAUGAACGACAAGAUCCUAUAUUUAGUGAAACGGCGGGUAUAAUGGUGCGUAUUGUGACUUCUGCUUAUGAAGCAGACAUGUUGAAAUGGGAUACUGUUAAUCGUGAUUCAGGAGAGGGGAGAAAUGUAGUCAAAGGAUUGGCACAAGAUGUAGAACUCGAUGUUGAUGGAUCACAAUUCAGGUUUUAUCUAAAGCCAUAUUACUUGCGUCUGCAACUUCCUGGAAAUGUCAUCGAGGAUACUCGCGCCUCAGCACUCUACGAAGUAGAAUCGGGGAAUAUGACAGUCAAACUCCCUAAAGAAACGCCUGGGGAAUAUUUUCCGGAUCUUGAUCUCUUGACAAAAUUAUUAGCUCGUAGUGGCGAACGCGCUAGCUCAAAUGGUGGACAUCUAAUAGAAGUUGUUGGCGAGAACAAUGAUGCAUUAACCGAUGCAGAAAUCGAAGAAGCUAUCGAAUAUUCUUGGGAGCUUCCACAAAAAAUUGUCGACGUUCCAGAAAUACUCCUAAACGCGCAAUAUGGAUUCAAUGGAUCGUAUUCAGGAUACUUCACUCACGUGCAAGAAACAUGUAACGAAAUUAACGAAAUAAUAGAUCCCGAGACGUCAACGCCUUUGUCAAGACGGCAGAAUAGAAUACAAGCAGAGGAUUUGAAGUUUGAUGAAGAUCAUUAUAUCGCAGAUCUAUUAAACAAUGAGCCGAUAUUAAACCUUCUAAAGUAUAAAACGCGUUGGUGGAAAAUCUUAAAGAGAUUACAAAAAACCGACGAUGUGCCAAAAGAUUCGGAGAGUACAAUCAACGAAAAUGAGAAGUUACAUAGUGUGAAAGAUCCCGAGAUGGAAUUCACAUCGCGUGAGCGUGAAAUGAUGCUUAGACUGCCUAACAAAGAAUAUCUUUUAAAUGACGCGAAAGCGAUUUACCUGGGAUUAGUAGAUCUUCUAUAUGCAUACAGCUACAAUCAUAGAUUUACUGAAGGAGAGAAUACCAUCGAAUCAGCUUGGACUAUAGGCAUAAUUAGUCCCACAAUAUCAUCGUCAGAGCAAUUUUCAACAUUAAGGGAGACCGUAAUUGCUCUAUUUCGCCGUUCGUUGUCAUAUCCACUCUACCGAAGUUUCAUACUUUGCGAAAAAGUAUUGCAAGACGUCUAUGUGUUAUUGAAAUUGGGAAGACGUGCAAUUAUAAAAGUACUUUUGGACAUCAAGGAUACAUUCGACAAUCAUGACGUUUAUUAUAUAUAUUCCAAGGUUUGGUUGGAUGACUACUGUGUUUGGUGUAUGAAGGCCAGUGAUAAACACAUAAGAUCUUUGGCACGCGAGUUGCAUCAUUUCAAAAUUGAGAAGGCAGAGAUUGGAUUUGAAUUGGAAAAUCUCGAGCAAAUAUCUCAGGAAGCAGAAAUAUAG
Messenger RNA from Paraglomus occultum, 2841 nucleotides. NCBI's taxonomy places the organism in Eukaryota, Fungi, Glomeromycota, Glomeromycetes, Paraglomerales, Paraglomeraceae. The record is from the annotation of a GenBank genome assembly.